GAAGCCAGAGCAGGAAGUGACGACACGGAGGCUCCAUCCAUGUUGUUGAUAGAUGCAGUUAGCCUGCGAGAGCUGAAAUGAUAUCUUACUGAGAGUUUUCUGACAUUGUUGGAACAUCUUGAGGUCAUGAUGAGUUCUCCGGAGGACAGACACGGAACCAAAAGACCCGCCUCUCCUGCUGACGACGGGUCCACACAGUGGGCGUCAGCUGAUCUGGGAAGCAACGAGAGGAAGCAGAAGUUUUUACGUUUGAUGGGAGCUGGAAAGAAGGAACACACUGGGCGUCUUGUCAUCGGAGACCACAAGUCCACUUCCCACUUCCGCACUGGACAGGAAGAUAAGAAGAUGAACGAGCAGCUGGAGCAGCAGUACCAGCAGAGCAUGGACGGGAAGCUGUCGGGACGGAACCGAAGACACUGUGGGCUGGGUUUCAGUGAGCCUGAGCCACAGUCUUGUCCGUCCCCACCUGUGGACAGUCAGACCAAAGCAAUAGAGUCAGACAAGUCCACCAAUGAGAAAGAGCCCACAGAUGCCCAGGACGCAGGCAGAGACCCCGCCCCAAAGGAACAGACCUCAGAUCAGGCCAACAGCAGCUCACACAGCGAGGACGAAGAACGGAAACACAACUUCAAAAUGACCUUCGUGAAGUCAGUGUAGAGCUGAGGGGUGGGGUGGGGGUGGGGGGUGGGGGCAGAGGGGCGGGACGAGUUUUUGUAAUCUCAAAUUUGUACAUUUGAUUUGUUGAACUGUCGGUGAUCAUUUUGUCUCCACACAAACACUCAUCCUCAUCAUCCUCAUCGUCCUCAUCCUCAUCAUGGAGCGACAGCCUGGUCUCAUGUUGUCAGAGAAUAAAAAGUUUCUGUUUGAGUUGUGUCAGCAAAGUCUAGAAGCGUCUGGCCGAGUGAUGUCACAUCAGGUUGAGACUGUCCACUUUAGAUUUAGUUUUUGUUUUAACAGUCGUGUUGGAUGAAACAGGAUUAUUGUUCUGCAGCAUGAUCGAUACACACGUUGUUGAUAUUGUGAACUCUAGUUUGAAACCAGUAAAGGGAAGUGUCUGUUGUAAUGUUUGUUGUUGCCUGUAGAGCUACAGUCUCUCUCUCUCACACACACACACACACACACACACACACACAGGUUUAUAUGUGUGAAACAUUCUCGUAGAUAUGUUAAAGUAAAUUCACUGUGUCACUGACUUUGUUCUCUGAGUCAGCACAGAGGUGAGUAACACGUGUCAGACGGUUAAUUUAAUCAGAGCUGUGUCACAAACAACAGCUGGGGUCAAACAUUUUGAAAAAGAAGCUGAACCAUCACACUGACCUAAAUAUUCAGACACGUGGGGCCGCAUUCAAAGAUUCCUUGUACACAGAGUUUUUCUAAGUGAUGAAAUAUUAAGAACAUAAUGAGAACUGUCUGGUUUUCUGAGAAUUUCCCAUUAAAGUUAAGACAUAAAGUUAA
Molecule: messenger RNA, 1455 nt
Organism: Epinephelus fuscoguttatus (brown-marbled grouper)
Lineage: Eukaryota; Metazoa; Chordata; Actinopteri; Perciformes; Serranidae
Gene: lg4h11orf58
Product: linkage group 4 C11orf58 homolog
Exons: 5
Coding region: 127-657 (176 amino acids)
Source: RefSeq, a predicted model, not a curated record